AUCCCACAAAACUCGCUCAUUUUUGUGUUUCAACAUUUUCUAAUUUUUGCAUGCAUGCAUGCCAUCAUCUUUCUCUGCAAAGAAACAAAGAAAGAAAAGAAAGAAAGAGCCACAAACAAACCCUUCAAUUUGUGAAAUCUGGAUUUUACGGUGGCGGCGAUUCGUUUCUUCCACAUUCUUCAUUCUUUUCUCAAACCUCCUGACCUUCUUUUCCAUCUUCAAUCAUUUUGUUGUUCCUCUACUUCUUGAGGGUCCACCUGGACCCGCAAUUCAUCUAUGGGACCAUUUAGUGGAAUAAAACAAGAUUUCAAUGGAAGACGUGAAGUUUAUAAACAAGAUUGGACUUGUGCAGUCUCUACUGGCCUUAGAAUAUUUGCCCCAACUUUCUACAUAUUUUUUGCUUCUGCACUUCCUGUUAUUGCUUUUGGAGAGCAACUUAAUAGAGAUACAGAUGGAACUUUGAGCACAGUUGAAACAUUGACAUCUACGGCUAUGUGUGGAAUUAUCCAUUCGAUAUUUGGUGGUCAACCUUUGUUGAUUUUAGGAGUUGCUGAACCAACUGUUAUCAUGUAUACCAUUCUAUACAGUUUUUGCUCAAGAAGACCAGAAUUAGGUCCCAAGCUGUUUUUGGCUUGGGCUGGUUGGGUUUGUGUCUGGACAUCAUUCUUGUUGAUUCUGCUUGCGGUUUUCAAUGCGUGUACAAUUAUCAGUAGGUUUACUAGGCUUGCAGAGGAAUUAUUUGGCACGCUAAUUACUGUGCUUUUCUUUCAAGAGGCUGUAGAGGGACUCAUAAGUGAGUUCAAGAUACCAAAGGAUGCAAAUCCCUCGUUAGAGGAAUAUCAAUUCCAUUGGCGGUAUACAAAUGGAUUACUUUCAAUCAUUUUCUUUUUUGGGUUACUUUUCACUGCCAUCCUAAGCAGAAGAGCAAGAAAAUGGCGAUAUGGAACAGGGUGGAUACGAGGUAUCAUUGCAGAUUAUGGAGUUCCACUGAUGGUAGUGUUUUGGACUAUACUAUCUUAUACCGUACCUAGCAAAGUUCCAUCUGAUGUUCCUAGAAGAUUGUUUUGUAAACUGCCUUGGGAAGCUGCAUCUCUCUACCACUGGACAGUAGUUAAGGAUAUGGGAAAGGUACCGUUGCCAUUUAUCUUUGGAGCAUUUAUUCCAGCAGUGAUGAUAGCAGGUUUAUACUUUUUCGAUCAUAGUGUAGCUUCAAAGUUGGCUCAACAGAAGGACUUUAACCUUCAAAAACCAUCUGCUUACCACUAUGAUAUUUUACUUCUUGGAAUAAUGACGUUUAUUUGCGGUAUUCUUGGUCUUCCUCCAGCAAAUGGAGUCCUUCCUCAGUCCCCUAUGCAUACAAAGAGUUUAGCAAUUCUUAGGAGGCAGAUGAUCCGAAAGAAGGUGGUGAAGAGUGCUAAGGAAUGCAUUAGGCAACAAGGAAGUACCUCUGAGUUAUACGGAACGAUGCGAGCUGUGUUUAUAGAAAUGGAUGCCGCACCUACCGUUAAAGAGUUGGAAUGUCUGAAGGAAGCUGUAAUGAAAACUAAUGAAAAGAGUGGUACAAAGGAAAAAUUUGAUCCUAUUAAACAUAUAGAUGCUUAUUUGCCUGUUAGAGUUAAUGAGCAAAGAAUGAGCAACUUAUUGCAGUCUCUACUUGUUGCUCUAUCACUUUUAGCUAUUUCUAUCAUCAGAAAGAUACCUAGCUCAGUUCUUUGGGGAUAUUUUGCUUAUAUGGCAAUUGAUAGUCUUUAUGGGAAUCAAUUCUGGGAAAGGUUAUUGCUUCUCUUCAUCACCCCAAAAAGGCACUACAAAAUUUUGGAAGGCUCUCAUGCCUCAUUUUUUGAGUCAGUACCAUACCAGAUAAUAGCUGCAUUUACAGGUUUACAGUUUCUAUAUUUUGUAAUCUGUUAUGGUUUGACAUGGAUACCUAUUGGUGGAAUAUUGUUUCCAUUACCUUUCUUCCUUCUCAUAACUAUAAGAGAGAAAUUGCUUCCAAGAUUAUUCAAGGCAAAUCAUCUUCAGGAAUUAGAUGCUUCUGAGUAUGAGGAAAUUAUUGGUGCUCCACUCGGACCCUAUAAUAUACCACUACUAGAAAACGAUGGACUAGCUAGUUCCGACAAUCAUGAUACUUCAGAAGAAGAUUAUUAUGAUGCAGAGAUAUUGGAUGAGAUGACAACUUUUAGGGGAGAAUUGAAAUUUAGAACAGUGAACCAAAAUGAUAAUAGCAGAAGCUUCAACCGUAGCUUCACUUAUGGUUUCAAUGAAGACAGACACGUUCAGGUUUACCCUGAAUAUCAAUAAUCUAUCCGAACAUGAUGAAGUCUCUCUCCUUUCGCCUUUUGUUAGAAUGUAGACAAGGCCUGUAUAUAUGUAUGUAUAAGAUCCUCUUGAAUGUCAUGCUCAAGAUUGUUGUAAUGUCGGUUAAGGUCCGAGACAAUGACAACCAAUUUUGUGUGGAUGAAGAAGAUAUUCGAUCGAGGAAAAGAAGAAAUCACUUUAACUUUGAAAGAAUAGGAUACAACUUUAGAGCACUCUCUCUUAUUUUGUAAUUUUUCCAACACUUGUUCUUUUAGAGGAUUUGUAAGAACAAUAUUUACUAAGCAGUAUUUAGAUCAUAGCAUUUAACAUGGUGCAAUAGUACACCUACAAAGGACUAACUUCUAGUUUUGUACAAAUUUCUUUGUAUUUAACUUAGAUGAAAUUCAGUCUCUUAUUUGUAUAAUACCUAAUGUAUUUAAUUUAAAGUGAUAGAAUCCUCUCUUUAUUUGGUCUCUUUUUA
Trifolium pratense (red clover) is the source of this 2779-nucleotide messenger RNA. RefSeq names its product probable boron transporter 6. Lineage: Eukaryota; Viridiplantae; Streptophyta; Magnoliopsida; Fabales; Fabaceae. Gene Ontology annotation, molecular function: solute:inorganic anion antiporter activity. Gene Ontology annotation, biological process: transmembrane transport; monoatomic ion homeostasis; monoatomic anion transport. The record is from RefSeq and is a predicted model, not a curated record. Gene Ontology annotation, cellular component: plasma membrane. The transcript has 13 exons. The coding region runs from base 277 to 2301 and encodes 674 amino acids.